CCACCAUGUCUUUUCCUCGCCCAAGCUUCCCUGGACAACCUCAGCCCCCAAUGCAAGGUUAUAAUUCAGCUUAUCCGCCUUAUUCAGGCCCUCCACCCACAUUCAACCCGCCUCCAGGCCCUCCACCGCCACAACAGUACUAUUCACCACCUCCUGGCCCACCUCCUGGUCAUACUGAUCGACAUGGUGCCUCAUAUAAUCCAGUUUAUACUUCACUACCACCUCCAUCGCAUUCCUAUGCCCCAGCGGCAGGUUAUGCCCCUCCUCCUGGGCCUCCGCCACAUCUCAAUACUCAGCCUUAUAACCCUUCGUAUCAUCAUCCCCAUCCGAACGCUGGAGCCCCUAAUCAACCGAUAUCGCUCUACUUGAACGUACAAGUUCCGACACCAGCCGGGCCACAACAACCCCCACCGCCGGUUCUGGGUUACGAUCCAACGGGCGAUUACGAACGAGUAAGAAAGGCUACGAAAGGUUUCGGUACAGAUGAAGCCGCACUUAUCAAGACGUUGGCGCCGCUCGAUGCAAUGAAAAUGGCCAAUUUGUCGUCCGUUUUCAAGAGCAAAAGCGGAAAAAGUCUCGCCGAAGUUUUGGAGAAGGAAACAGGGGGUUGGUUCAGAACUACACUUCAUGCAGUUGUUCUCGGUCCUCUUUGGUACGACGUCGAGUUGGCCAAUCAAUCGAUUCGAGGCCUCGGAACCGAUGAAACUCUUCUCACUGAGAUCAUCGUAGACCGGACUCAGAACGACCUGAAUCUCCUUAGUAUCGCUUAUCGUCAGCGGUACGGGAGGAACUUUGAAUCCGAGAUCAGGGGCGAUUUAUCUGCCAAGACCGAGAGAAUGUUUUCAAUGAUCCUCGCGAACAAUAGACCGCCCGAUAACGCGCCAGUAGAUCACAGCCAAGUCGAACGGGACGUCGCCAUCUUAUACAAGGCUGCGCAGGGAAAGAUAGGGACAGAUGAGAUCGCGUUCUGCGAAGUCAUCGUCAAUCGAUCCCGUCCUCAUUUGACUGCACUAUGCGAUGCGUACGGGAGGAAAUACAAAUCUUUGACUAAAGUCAUUAAAUCCGAGUUCUCCGGACAUAUGCGUUUCGCUCUGCUUUACAUCGUCAAUGGAGCCAAAAAUAAACACAUUAAUGAAGGACAGGGAGUGUGGCGAGAUGCUAAACUGAUAGAGGCUUCGAUGAAAGGUAUUGGAACAAAGGAUAAACAGCUCGUUUGGAGGAUCGCGAGGUCUCAUUGGGACAAAAAUCGAUUCCAAGCCAUCAAGACGGCGUACCAGAAGAAGUACAAGAAAUCGCUCGAAUCGAGAGUUGCUGGAGAGACGAGUGGCGAUUAUAAGAAGAUGUUGUUGGCUCUUAUCGUUGCGUAGGUUUCGAUCACACAUAUAUGAUAGUGUAAAGUAUUCCAACCUCUUGUUAUUGUAUGAAUCGAAAAUUGUACUUAUUUCAAGAUACAAUCAACCCAGCGUUUCUGACUUCCGAA
This is a messenger RNA of Marasmius oreades (fairy-ring Marasmius), 1480 nucleotides long. RefSeq lists its product as uncharacterized. Gene Ontology annotation, cellular component: cytoplasm. Gene Ontology annotation, molecular function: calcium ion binding; calcium-dependent phospholipid binding. Bases 6 to 1367 code for a protein of 453 amino acids. Lineage: Eukaryota; Fungi; Basidiomycota; Agaricomycetes; Agaricales; Marasmiaceae. The transcript is spliced from 11 exons. The record is from RefSeq and is a predicted model, not a curated record.